This is a messenger RNA of Drosophila grimshawi, 2303 nucleotides long. RefSeq lists its product as uncharacterized. Lineage: Eukaryota; Metazoa; Arthropoda; Insecta; Diptera; Drosophilidae. The coding region runs from base 363 to 1805 and encodes 480 amino acids. The record is from RefSeq and is a predicted model, not a curated record. The transcript has 7 exons.
AGCGUUGAAUCAGCUGGAGAACGGCCAGCGUUGAACGUGGAUCGUUGAACGUUGUUUGUUGUUUGUUGUAUGUUGUCUCAUCUCGAGUUCGAGUUCGAGUUCGAGUUUAUUGUUGCUAAUUGUUGUGCUAAAUGCUUUGCUUCGCCGUACCGGGCUCUGAGCAAUGUAAGUGACAUCUCGAACAUCGCAUUGAGCAAUUGUUAAUAGAUUGAGGUCUUCUUGGGAAAGAAAAACAAAAAGAACUUAAGAACUUUGGCACAGUUCUUCGACUUUCUCGUUUGCCGUGGACAAACGGAGCAUUGUGCAUUUGACUUGCCAGUCUGUGCAGUGAAGCAGUGGAGUCAUCAACUACAUAGAUCAAUAUGAACAAACUGCGAACAUUGAUGCCGGGCCACAAUGCCAAAGAUUCUGCCCGCAAUUCAGUUACCCUGGAGCCGGAGAUUUGCUUCCAGAUAACCAUUGAGACGCAUCAGCAAACAGAGAGUGAUCAGAGCUUUAAAUCUGGGAGCGGUUCGGCUGCGGUUCCAGAACUAAAUGUGCACUUAAUUGCGGCACGACAUUUACCUUCACUGUUCGGCUUUAAGAUCGUGCAGGGGUAUUUAAUAAAGGUUAAAUUAUUUCCCGGCACAAAGCGCUUAGACAGCAGCAUUCAGACUAAUACCUGGCCAAAAUUUAAUGAAAAUUUCAAGUUUCCCUUAGUGCCUGACAUAAAACCCUCUCUGAAACAUGGCUCUGCCUUUGCAUCCCGGAGACAGACGCAGAGUCAAAAUAAUGGAGAUUCUUCCACUCUCGACGAACUCUUUGCCGGCCAAUUUGUGGUCUUUACUGUAUAUGCCCUGCUCGAGUUACCUGCCGCAAGUUUCAAUCGAUUUAGUAAGACCUAUCGCUCCCUUAAAGAUAAGAGCACGAAUUUUGUGCAGCGACUCGCCUCGAGUGAAACCCAGACUGAAAACGGCGAGGCCCAAAAUGGGAAGCGAAAGAAGUCGACUGACAAUCCACGGGAUGCCAUGCCGCCAUUGACAAUAAGUGAAUCACGGAGAAAUAUCGGCUCUGUUACCUGUUACCUUGAGACAAAGAUUUUCAAGCGUAAUUCUCGCACUGGCUCCUACUCGACUGAGGAGCUCUGGCUGCCCAUUAAAGAUAUAACGACCACUGUGCUCUCGAAGACGCCCAACAAUAAUAAUAAUAACAACAGCAACAAUCUCACCAAUGCACCCAAAGGCGUUGUUGAACUGGCGCUUGAGGUGCGUGAUCUUAGCGAGAGCGAAUCCCUGCCAGAAGUGGAUGCGCAGUCAGAGCCAAAGGACAUCCCAGCGGGAGCCAACAACUGGCAGCGCAUGCGCGCCGAGAUGAAGCGCAAAAUGGGUAUGAGUAAUGUGACAAAUGUCUUGGGCGGCACACUAAUGUUCCGAGUGACGACAUCCCGAAUGCGUUGCUCCAACAAGGUCAAGGACGAACUGGAGGCGACGGCCGGCGGUGGUGUCUAUGUAAAGACGACGGUCUUUGAGCAUGGCAUCUAUGUGGAUGCCUGGAAAUCGCCCAUCUUCUAUCCCUCGCUCUCUACGAAGUGGGAUGGCGCUGGUGGAGAUCAGGCGACCAUUUGUGUACCCCUGCGCAGCAUGGAUCAGCUGGAGAAUAUGGUGAUCCGCACAACGCUAGCGACUAAACUGAAAAUGGGCAAGAAACUAGUGCUGGGCACAGUUCUAAUCGGCGGCGAUGGCUCCGAAUCGGGUUUGGAGCAACUGCGUCUGUUGAGAGAUUCGCCAGUCAACGAGCGUGUGAGCACCUGGCACUGCUAUCAUUAAUUCUCAGCCAGCUUUCAUGCCAUUUAUUUCUAAACCAAUGUCUAGUACCAAAAUUAAAGAUGCAUUUUCCCUAUUGAUACACUCAGAGAAACUUAUGGACUUGCAUUUAAGAAGAACAAUCUAUAAAUUUUGUAUUUAAUAAUAACAUUAUAUAAAUAAUAAUAAUUUUCUAAAAAGUAGAAAUACUUGCCCACAAUAGAUCUGAAUAUUUCAGAGCUGUAUGAAUGAAAAAUUUAGAAAAUUUCGUUUAAGAAUUGUGCAAUAUGUAAAAUAUCGAAAAUGCAAUUUUUUUCGCUAAAUGUUAAGAAAUACUUUGUGUUUUUAAGUAAAUCAGCAAUUUUUAUUAUUUCAUAGAUAUAGAAACACUUCAAUUGUAAAAUAGAAGUAAUAAUCCUGACUUCUGAGACCUCUAAAAAAUAAGUUAAUUUUCUCUAAAUUAUAUGUGACAUUUGUUGGCUGAGUGUAUCAUUAAAUUUAUAUGCUCAUCGUUUUUAUUAA